AUCGUUUUCUCAGAACUGAGGCGCUGAUGUCUUUGAGAUAACCAGCUGCCUGACAUUGGUUCUCAAGGCUGGGAAAAUAUGAGAAGAUUCCAGCUUUUUUCACUUUUGCUGAUUUUUCUUCUCACAAACCAAAUAUUUGCAUUUAAAGAAAAAAGAAAAUGUUCCAAAGAUGAACAUAAAGAAGCCAUAAGAAUAAGAAAAAAUCAGAACACACCAGAGACCAAAUUUAAAGUGUACGAGGAUGGAAAAGAUGAAGAUUUGUGUCAGAUUGUAACACUUCAAUCAGAAACUCUAGAAAAAUGUUCUUUUAAUACUUCACUUCCUCUAGUAAUGAUAGUUCAUGGAUGGUCGGUUGAUGGAAUGCUAGAAAGUUGGAUCUAUAAGAUGGCUUCAGCAUUCAAGUCAAGCAAAAAACAGACCAAUGUCAUUAUUGCGGAUUGGCUAACCUCUGCCCAAGUGCACUAUCCAGUAGCAGUGCAGAACACAAGAGUAGUUGGGCUAGAAAUAGCUGAAUUACUAGAAUGGCUUGAGUCAUCCAUCCAUUUACCAAUAAGCAAUGUUCAUUUGAUUGGAUACAGCCUUGGAGCCCAUGUUUCAGGGUUUGCUGGCAGUUAUGUGAGUGGCUUAAACAAAAUUGGAAGAAUUACAGGUCUUGACCCUGCUGGCCCACUGUUUGAGGGAAUGUCAUCAACAGAUCGUUUAUCGCCAGAUGAUGCAAACUUUGUAGAUGCCAUUCACACAUUCACCCAGCAACAUAUGGGAUUAAGUGUUGGUAUCAAUCAGCCUGUUGCUCAUUAUGAUUUUUACCCUAAUGGAGGCAUGUUUCAGCCAGGUUGCCACAUCCGACACAUCUACAGCCACUUUGCAGAGUUUGGAAUCUUUGCGCUCAAAGAGACAGUGAAGUGCGCCCAUGAGAGAUCUGUACACCUUUUCAUUGACUCUCUACUGAAUGAUGACAAGCAGAGUGUGGCAUACUGGUGCAAGGAUAUCAACACGUUUGAAAAAGGAGUGUGUCUGAGCUGCAGGAAGAACCGGUGCAACACUUUGGGAUACAACAUUAAGACGAAUAGGCUACAAAGUGGACGAAAGCUUUUCCUCAAAACACGAGCUCAGAUGCCAUAUAAAGUUUACCAUUACCAGUUCAAGAUCCAUUUAAUCAAUCAGCUUAAGGAGAGAGAGCUGGAACCAACUUUCACUGUAUCUUUGACAGGGACAAAACAAGAUGUUGAAAAUGUGCCUUUUUUGCCAAAUGAAAGGGUUAAAGGUAACAAAACAUAUUCAUUCCUUAUUACACUGGACACGGACAUUGGGGAUCUACUUGUGAUCAAGUUUAAAUGGGAGGGACUUGAUGUCUGGACAAAUAUCUGGGAUUCAGUGCAAACAAUCAUGCCUUGGACCUCAGAAGCAGAUCGCCCAGGGCUUCUCAUUAAGACCAUACGAGUCAAAUCUGGAGAGACUCAAGAGCAAAUGACUUUCUGUUCUGAAAAUGUUGACAACAUCAAAGUUCUUCCAUCCCAGGAAAAAAAAUAUGUGAAAUGCGUGAAUCCAAAAAGAAAAAGAGUGAAGAGGCACAGAUGAUUAAGGCAAAAAAUGUAUAAAAUAUAUAUAAGCCAUCCUCAAAGUAGAUGCCUGUGAACAGACUUUUUUUGCUGUUGUCUUUGAUACCUUAAAUAUGAUGUUCUCAAUUUAAUUAAAUGUCUGUGUUCAAUUAAUUUUUAACAACUGACCUGUACUUGAGGAAGCAUUUAAAGACAAAUUAUUAACCACUGCAGUAUGCAAUUGCAAACCUAAUGUGCUCAGUGACUGACUCACUUCUCUGUCAUAUUUUUGCUUAAUGUGCUGAUCAAUUUUCGGUUAUGUUUCAGAGAAUAAUUCUCUUUUUAAUACUUUUGAACUUGAUGUAUUUAUGUUAGAAAUUUUAGGAAAAACACAGCCAGGUUUAAAGAGACAUUAAACUUAAAAACUAUUGUAUCACA
This is a messenger RNA of Bombina bombina (fire-bellied toad), 1976 nucleotides long. RefSeq names its product lipase C, hepatic type (gene LIPC). The coding region runs from base 79 to 1578 and encodes 499 amino acids. NCBI's taxonomy places the organism in Eukaryota, Metazoa, Chordata, Amphibia, Anura, Bombinatoridae. The record is from RefSeq and is a predicted model, not a curated record. The transcript is spliced from 10 exons. Gene Ontology annotation, molecular function: apolipoprotein binding; triacylglycerol lipase activity. Gene Ontology annotation, biological process: lipid metabolic process.